Messenger RNA from Beta vulgaris subsp. vulgaris (sugar beet), 999 nucleotides. RefSeq lists its product as uncharacterized. The record is from RefSeq and is a predicted model, not a curated record. NCBI's taxonomy places the organism in Eukaryota, Viridiplantae, Streptophyta, Magnoliopsida, Caryophyllales, Amaranthaceae. The transcript is spliced from 4 exons. The coding region runs from base 1 to 999 and encodes 332 amino acids.
AUGUUCUAUCACAAUAACUUCUUAGUCGCUGCCGGUUUGCGGCUGGACGAGGACAAAGAUUCAGCCAGAAGUAAACUGAGAAAAUCUUGGAAAGGAGACAUGAGCUCGUCCAGAUUUGCAGAUACUCUCUGGAAGGAAUACAACAAAUCUGGUGCCGAGAAAAGGGCAGACACACUAAAAAAUGCCCCGAUGUCCAGAGCCUUGGCUGAGAAGCCGGCAGCCAAGAAGCGGCCGACAAGAACUAGUGAAGCUCCUCCCCAUAAAAAGGCAAAGGGCUUCACAGCCAAGAAGAAGAAAUCGACACGGCCGGUUCCUAAGGUCGUGAUCGAUAUUCCGGCCAAAGAGGAGCUCACGGCCAAAGAGGAACUUCCAGAGAUUGGCACUCUGGCCCUGCUCUUUGCUCGCAGCAUGAUAACUGAAGAUUGGGCGAGGGAGCUUAGAAAAGAAAAUAAGAAGCUUGUCCAGGACGUGACCGAGGCUGCAGACCAUGCUCAGUUCUCAAUGGCCGAGCAGGAGGUGCUGCACCAGCAAUCCAAGCUAGCUUGGGAAAAACGAUCAGCCGACCUUGAAUCCCAAAAUAAAACCUAUCUCCUUCAGCUGACCGAAAUGCUGGACGAGAGAGCAUCUUUGGAACGCUUCCUUAUGGACGAGAGAAACUCGGUCAUGACUGUGGCUGCCGAGUUUUACCGAGAGAACCUUGUCCUGAAGGUAAAAAACCAAGCCCUCCGAGCUGAAGUCGCGGCCACGGUUGAAGCGGCCAAGGAGGCUAUGAAUAACGUCAUUGAUACCUCGAAAAACUGGGCUGUGCAUACCUUUGAGAUGAUGGCUGAGGAGGAGGAUAUCCCCAGGUAUGUACACCGGCGGGAAUUCCAAGAGAGCCUGCACAAGGCCAACAUCAAAGGGGAAGAGCCCCCCGUCUUUCAAGAGUCUUCCGAAGACGAAGAAGAAGAAGAUGUUGAGGCCCAGGAAGAAGAGGAUAAUAGCCAUCCCGACGCUUAG